Molecule: messenger RNA, 1793 nt
Organism: Mugil cephalus (flathead mullet)
Lineage: Eukaryota; Metazoa; Chordata; Actinopteri; Mugiliformes; Mugilidae
Gene: gdpd3a
Product: glycerophosphodiester phosphodiesterase domain containing 3a
Exons: 10
Biological process (GO): glycerophospholipid catabolic process
Cellular component (GO): endoplasmic reticulum membrane
Molecular function (GO): phosphatidylcholine lysophospholipase A1 activity; phosphoric diester hydrolase activity
Source: RefSeq, a predicted model, not a curated record
AGAUGCAUGAUUUUUCAAAAAACUUUGCACGCUCCUAUUUAAACAUGACACACUUUUAUUUAUUUUUUUUUUUAUCUGUGUCGCAACAAUGAGGCGGAAUAAAAGAAUUCCUCGAAAGGUGUUGCCGCCGCUUGUGUUGCAGGGUUGACAAACCGCAGAGUCGAGCAGCUUCCAGGCAAAUCGCUGCCGGCGGUGGGAGAGGCCGCGAGGGGAUGAGGUGAACUCUGGUGCUUCAUUAACAGAUGUUUACGGCUCCGGUUGGUUGGUUUUUCAGCUGCAGUGAUUCAAACCUUAGUCAAGGAGGAAGGAAGGUUGGACAUAUUUCUUCAGACUUGAACCAGUCCGUCCAGUUUUUUCCCUUCCAGCAGCAGCAGCAGGCGGCUCAGAUCUCGUCACCUUUGCCCGUGGAAGCAGGAUUAGUCUCAGCUAAACCAGGACACGUUUGUCUUCCUUUCCUUCUUCUUCUUCUUUUUUUGUUUUUUUUAAAUCUGUGAGGCAAUUUGCAAGGUGCUCAGUGGACGUUGCCACCUGACGGAUAAUGAGCAGUUAUCUGUACUUUAUCCUGCCGGCGUUGGGAGGAUACACCCUCACGUCGCUGUAUCUGCUGAGGAACCCGCAGAUUCUCCACAGGAGGAAACGCUCGGCUUUCUACAGCACUCACAUCGCACACAGAGGAGGAUGCGGCGAGAGGCUGGAAAGCACCAUGGCUGCCUUCACAAAUGCGGCGGAGCAGGGGACGGAGAUGUUCGAGCUGGACUGUCACCUGACGCGGGACGGACACGUGGUGGUGUCUCACGACGAGGACCUGCUGAGGCAGACGGGCCACGACGUCACCGUCUCCUCACUCAGGCUGCAGGAUCUGCCGCUGUACAAGGAGAAGCUGGAGGUGACGUUCUACACAGGACACUUCAGCAGCGGCUCUGACAGGACGUUCUGUCGGCUGGAGGACGUGUUCAGGAAGUUCCCUCAGAUGCCGAUCAGCAUCGAGAUCAAGGAGAACAACCACGAGCUGAUACAGAAGGUUUCUGAUCUGACUCAGCGCUACAACAGGGAGGAGAUCACGGUCUGGGCCUCAGUCAACGCCGCCAUCAUGAAGGAGUGUCGCAAUACGAACGCCUCGAUGCCGUACAGCUUCUCCAUGAGCAGAGGCCUCUGUCUCUCCUAACAGCGGUCUAUUGUCCCCUGGAGAGAGUUGCUGCAGUUUACUCGGAUAUUAAAGUCCAGCUCCUUAUUCUUUGUGUGUUUGUGUGUUUGUGUGCGUUGAAGGACGUACAUUCCUCCGCAGGCCGUCCUGAGGAACAAACUGGUCGUGUUUCUGCUGGAAAAAGUAACUAUGAGGAAGAGUCUUUUUAAACAUCUGGCUGCUCGUGGGAUCCAGGUUCAUUUAUUCGUCUGCAACACGGACGAAGACAUGGAGGCGGCGCUGGAGGUCGGAGCCACGGGGGUGAUGAGCGACUACCCGAGUCUGCUGUCAGAAUACCUGAACAGGAAGAGACGACGCGACUGACGUCACUAAUUAAACCUUUAAUUAAUUAACACCUGAUCCAUCUUUAAAAACCCCCGCAUUCACACCUGGUUUUAAUUCAAACAUCAGUUUGUGUGUGUGUGUGUGUAAAUAAGCAGCAGCGCCACCACGUGGUCAGUAAAAUGGCGGCAACUUCCGGGUCUGAGCAGCGCAAAAAAGCUGCAGUUCAUCGAGUGGCCACUAGAGGCGCUAAAAGGGAGCAGAUCCCCAUGUUACAGCGUUAUUAAAUAUGUUUACAGCCUGGUAUGAAAAACUGUUUUGGUCUCAA